Saccoglossus kowalevskii is the source of this 2598-nucleotide messenger RNA. RefSeq names its product beta-mannosidase-like. The record is from RefSeq and is a predicted model, not a curated record. NCBI's taxonomy places the organism in Eukaryota, Metazoa, Hemichordata, Enteropneusta, Harrimaniidae. Gene Ontology annotation, molecular function: beta-mannosidase activity. Gene Ontology annotation, biological process: carbohydrate metabolic process; glycoprotein catabolic process.
AUGGCGACUAUACAUUUUUUGGUUAUUUGUUGCUUAAUUGUUUGUGCGGGAUUCCGAUUUGCUGUGGCGGAUUAUAUUAACCUAAAUGGAAAGUGGGAUGUUACUAACGCAGACGGAAAGAUGUCUGUUCCCGGCAAUGUUCCUGGCUGUGUCCACAUGGCACUUCUAGAUUCCAAGAAAAUUGCGGAUCCUUAUAACAGAUUUAAUGAUGUUCUAAACCGAUCUAUUGCUCUUGAACCCUGGACAUACAGCAGAAAGUUCAAUGCAACCAAGACAUUGGUUACAAGGAGCUCAGUGGUGUUAGUUGCGGAGGGUUUAGACACAGUGGCAAUGGUCAAGAUAAAUGACAAAGUUGUCGGGAAUUCCACGAAUAUGUUCAUCAGAAAUGUGUUUGACAUCAAGUCUGCUAUUAAGGAAGGAGAGAAUACAAUCUCUGUCAUUUUCCAGUCAGCUAUAACUUAUGCAAAUCAUACAGCAAUGGCACAUAAAUAUGAAGUCCCUCCUAGCUGUCCACCCUCUGUACAGAAUGGUGAAUGCCAUGUCAAUUACAUCAGAAAGGAGCAGUGUUCAUUCAGUUGGGAUUGGGGACCAGCGUUUGCACCACAGGGUAUAUGGAAGAACAUACAUAUUGAAGCCUGGAACUGUGCUGUAAUCAGAGAGACGUCUGCCCUCGCUGUUAAGAUUGAUGGUUCAUGGGCGCUGAAACUUACGACAUAUGUAAAUGUCGCUAAUAAUGCGAAGGUCAAAAGUCAGCAGGUCACUGUAAUGUCUCAGAUUCCAAAUCUCGGGAUUUCUUAUUCAAAACCAGUGACAAUAUCGCCGGGUAAAAACGUACCAGUACAGAUGGUCAUUCCAGUAAAACAGGCGAAGACAUGGUGGCCCCGAGGAUAUGGCGAACAACAUUUGUAUGAGGUAAUGGUGCAACUGACCUGUCCCACUUUUGAAGAGAAAUCUACGCGGAGAUUCCGUGUCGGUUUCCGCACUGUUGAAUUAGUGCAGGAACCAAUAACGUACAGUCCGGGUCUGAGCUUCUAUUUUAAGAUAAACGAUAAACCCAUCUUCCUGAAAGGAUCAAACUGGAUUCCUGCCGAUGCAUUCCAAGAACGAGUCAACAAAACCGUAUUACAAAAUCUCCUCCAAUCAGCUGCGGACGCCAAUAUGAAUGCUCUACGUGUCUGGGGAGGUGGUAUUUACGAACAGGAUGCGUUUUACAAUAUAGCUGACGAGCUUGGCAUUAUGAUAUGGCAGGAUUUCAUGUUUGCGUGCUCCAUGUAUCCAACCAACGAGGAUUUCCUAAAGAGCGUCACACAAGAAGCGACACAGUAUGGCACCGAUAAAAACGCGACCCUGUACGAUGACGAUUACAGAAAGUUGUACAUUGAAACGAUUAAACCAGUUAUUGAUGAAUUGGAUUCUACCAGACCGUUUAUUGGUUCAAGUCCAACUAAUGGGGAUGAAAGCAUGAAGGAACACUGGAUUGCUAAAAAUCCUGCAGAUCCACUCUACGGGGAUGUACACUUUUAUGACUACACCAAUGACUGCUGGGAUAUCAACACAUUUCCCAAACCACGUUUCGCAUCGGAGUACGGCUAUCAAUCGUGGCCGUCAUUUGAAACUAUUCGAUCUGUAUCCAUUGAAGAGGACUGGGACUAUAGCAGUAAUUUUAGUGGUCAUCGGCAACAUCAUGCUACAGGAAAUGAGGAAAUGAAAAAAAUGAUCUUACAGCACUACAAACUACCAAACAAUCCUAACAAGACAUAUGAAGACAUGCUGUACCUUACACAGGUAUUACAAGCUAUGUGUAUUAAGACUGAAACUGAGUACUACCGUAGUCUCCAGAGCUCACUAGACAAGAACGGCCAGGGAAAGACGAUGGGCGCCCUCUAUUGGCAGCUGAAUGAUAUCUGGCAAGCUCCAACUUGGGCUUCAAUCGAAUACGGUGGUAAAUGGAAGAUGCUGCAUUAUUAUGCACAGAGGUUUUUUGCGCCAGUUCAUGUAGCUGCAUUCAAGACAUGCGAGAAAAGUGGACUAAAACUAUGUCAUGUGACCAUAUAUGGUAUAAACGAUCUGACCCAGAAUAUUGACGGGGUAUCAUUAAAGGCUACCAUGUGGAAAUGGGAGAAUAAACUCAAACCAUUAAAUACCUGGACAAUCAAGAAAUCAUAUACUCAGAAUGCACAAUCAUCGAUACAGCUUUAUAAUAGGGAAAUACAAUUUCUACUGUUUUCUGGAAAGUGUGCAGUUCAGACUUCAAAAUGUGUGAUGACUAUGGAACUGGUUCAAAACGGAACGACCAUUGCUCAGAAUGUUCUUUAUCUGAAGGGAUUUAAUGAAGCAAAAGGAAUUGGUGAAGCCAAUGUCAAGGUUUCAAAUGUCAGUGUGAGUGAAGAUUCCGAUAUGAAGUUCAACAUCACACUGACGAAUGACAACCUUGCACUUUUCACAUGGUUAGAUGCCCCUGGAAUCGCUGGACGAUUCUCAGACAAUGGAUUCUUUAUGACUACAUCUACGAAGACAAUAAUGUUCCAUGCUUGGCAGAAAACCACGGCAGAUGAUUUAAAGAAAGCGUUAUCGGUUAAAGUCUACAAUAAUAUCUAA